This is a messenger RNA of Cutaneotrichosporon cavernicola, 1485 nucleotides long. RefSeq lists its product as uncharacterized. The coding region runs from base 1 to 1485 and encodes 494 amino acids. The transcript has 4 exons. Gene Ontology annotation, cellular component: transcription factor TFIID complex. Lineage: Eukaryota; Fungi; Basidiomycota; Tremellomycetes; Trichosporonales; Trichosporonaceae. Gene Ontology annotation, biological process: DNA-templated transcription initiation. The record is from RefSeq and is a predicted model, not a curated record.
AUGAGCGUCCCGUGGUCUGGAACAGCCACAGAGUCUGUCCCCCAACCUCCCGCAGUCGCUGUCACCCAGGCCAACGCGCUUUCCCUCCCCUCGUCCCAAACCCCAUCCAUCACACACCCCGCCACCCAGCCCGACCCGAAACCUAUGUCCAACGGCUCGAUAGCUCCCAGCGCCACGCCAGCUGCUCCGGUUGCUGCCGUGCCGAGGCCCGCCGUUCCAGCACCUGUGGUGAACUCGAACGGGAAGAGGGAACUGUCGCCUGGCCCACAGGGGCAACCACCGCAGAAGACGAUCAAGGCGUCGCACGUGAUGGCGGCAAAUGCCCCGGCGCAGACCCCUCCACCUGCUGGACCCUCGGUUCCUAGGCCUCAGCAGCCUAUAACGCUCCCCAUGGGUCGCGGACAAGGUAUCGACCUUCGCGCUGAAGAAGAAGCUGCGCGACGGGCGGCGCGCUCGGCUGUCGGUGGUGCCAGGUUCGCAGGUAGCGGGAGCCGUGCCAAACAGACUGAUCUCCUGGGGGAGCAGGUGCUGCGAGUGCGCUUGAAUCGCCUCGCGCAUGAGCACGGGAUGGCAUUCGAUGACGAGGCGAUGCGCAUCUUGGCGAUGGGGGCAGAGACGCGAAUGCGGUCGCUGAUGGAAUCGGCGACCCGCGCACAACAGCACCGCGUCAACUCGACGCAUCAGCACAAGCCGCCUAUGCGCGUCAAUGGGGGCAAGGGACCUAAGCCUCUGUGGAGCCAGAAGAUCACGUCGGACACUGGCGCGGUGAUGGCAGCGCUGGCGAACGCGAACAGGGACGAGAACAAGGCGCACCGGGUGGCGAGGACGGAGAGGAACGCACGCGAGACCGAGCUUGCUCGCGCUCAGGCCGCGGCCAAGGAGCGCGAGGCGCGCGAGAGCGGCUCGGCUCCCGACACGGGAGCGGCGUCGCCGGCCAGCGGAGCGCCACCAGAAGAAGCUGCAGCUGGGCCAGCACGACCCCGCCCCAGCGAACCCGUGUUCCAGGCGGCGCCGACGUUCGGUGGACCACCACCGCCGCCUAAGAAGUCGAAAGGCAAGAAGGCGGCGGGGCGCGACAUGAGCGCCGAGGUGCAGGCCAAGAUCACGAACCAGACGGCGACGGUCAACGCGGGCCGGAAGCGGUACGCAUGGGAGAUGGGGGGCGGGUUCCGGCCCCAGGUGUCGAGCCUGUUGAGUGGGAAGCGCAAGAAAGCUGAGGAGGAAGAGAAGAAGGACAAGGAGGAGGAGGAGGAGGAGGCGCCGCCACCACCCAAGAAGAAGCGGACCGUGUCGGCGCCACACCGCCGCCCAGUCGACGUGGACGUGCGCGGCGACAAGCGCGGCCGCGACGACACGGCACUUACGGUUGUCGACGUCAUGUUUGCGCUUGAGCGCGAGAGGUCAGGACGCGGGAUGGGAACGGCAGACGAGAUCGUGCGCCGGCAGUAUGCCAAGCCUGGCGGGCCGUACGGCCCAUGGCAGUGA